CCACAACACCCAUCUCAAGGCAUCCGACGGCACGAACCGAUUGGCGUCUCGCCUGAUUCGUCAGUCUUCGAGAACCCCGGCGCACAGGAAUAGCUCUGCUCGGCUGCAUAUGAGGCUGAGCCCCGAGAAAUUUCGAGGCCGAUAGCUAGUCCCCUCUUCUCACUACCCCGCCAUGGCUAUGACUGUCGUAACCGAUAUUGCCGGGACGAUGCUGGUGAGCAUCUUUAUGGCCGCGAUUUUGUACGGCGUGACGACGACUCAGACGUUCUUGUACUACCAGAACUAUCCGAAGGACAGACCAGCCCUGAAAGCUGUGGUAGCCAUAGUCUGGUUAUUCGAGACGCUACACACGGCGUUCUGCAUCGACUUCAUAUACAAUUACGUUAUUACGAACUUUGGGAACACUGAAGCCCUCAAUGAUAUCUACUGGAGUGGAGGAAUCACAGUAGUACUCGGCGUCCUAGUCGCCGGGGUCGUCCAUGCGUACUACAUCCGACGCGUAUGGAUAUUGAGCAACCACAACAUACCGCUCACGCUCUUCCUCGCUCUGGUCGCCUUGUUACGAUUCUCGUUUGGCCUGACAACGACGUCCUUAUGUUAUAGUAUCGGGCAAUGGACGACCUUCCGCGAGCGCCGCCUCCCUCUGAUCACGCUUGCGGGCGGCCUGUCAAGCGCGGCUGCUGUCGACCUCAUCGUCGCCUUUUCGCUAAUUUGGUUCCUCGAACAUAGUCGGACGGGGUUCGAUAGAUCUGAUAGCCGUAUAAAUCUAUUGAUGAUAUAUACUAUCAACACGGGGCUUAUUACAUCGAUCGUCUCUGUCGUCAUUGUUGUCACGUACGCGUCCCUACCGUCGACGUUAAUAUUCCUGGGACUGGUGGAAAUCCAGAGCAAGCUCUACGCCAACUCAUUCCUGGCAAGCCUGAACGCGCGGACACAUAUCCUGAACAGAGGGAACCGCUCGCAUUCUGAAUACUCGUCCGGCCGUUCGCACUCUGCCCGAGUGCACCAUGCCCAGGUGCCGGCGCAAAUAUCAAUCCUGCAAGAGACACAUCAUGCUGUCGACGAGAUGCCUAUGGACGAUUUCAGCAAGCCGUCGAAAAACAACUCGCUUGUAUAAUUGCUUGAAUUGAGUGGCCUGACUUUGGGAGCCUUCCAGUACUGUAUUCUAUGACCCAUGUGUAAAUUUUGCGACGUUGUACCUGGUAGAGAUGUACCUUUUGCACUAAGUUAUCCAGUCGCCCCUCUG
This is a messenger RNA of Gloeophyllum trabeum ATCC 11539, 1246 nucleotides long. RefSeq lists its product as uncharacterized. The transcript is spliced from 21 exons. The record is from RefSeq and is a predicted model, not a curated record. Bases 173 to 1117 code for a protein of 314 amino acids. Lineage: Eukaryota; Fungi; Basidiomycota; Agaricomycetes; Gloeophyllales; Gloeophyllaceae.